Molecule: messenger RNA, 1653 nt
Organism: Kickxella alabastrina
Lineage: Eukaryota; Fungi; Kickxellomycota; Kickxellomycetes; Kickxellales; Kickxellaceae
Product: Sec1-like protein
Exons: 2
Coding region: 1-1653 (550 amino acids)
Biological process (GO): vesicle-mediated transport; intracellular protein transport
Cellular component (GO): Golgi membrane
Source: RefSeq, a predicted model, not a curated record
AUGGAUGUAGUUAAGGCCGUCCAGUUUUAUACAAACCGCAUAGCGUCAGACAUCAGCGGGAUGAAGGUGCUGCUGCUCGACCGCGAGACGACGCCAAUAAUAUCGCUAGUAUCAACACAGUCAUUCCUUCUUUCCAAAGAGACGUACUUGGUGGAUAGGAUUGAAAAUGACAAGCGGGAUGCCAUGCGGCACCUCAAGUGCGUCUGCUUCCUGCGGCCGACCGACUCAUCCAUACAAGCGCUCAUUGACGAGUUGCGCAACCCAAAGUACGGCGACUACUACAUUUACUUCUCCAACAUACUGAAGAAGAGCAUGAUUGAGAUGCUCGCGGAGAACGACGAGAGCGAGGUGGUACGCGAAAUUCAAGAGUUUUUUGCUGACUUUUAUGCGAUCACCCCGGUGCUCUUCCACAUCGGGCUGGUGCCGUCCGUCCACCCACUGUUUGCCGAGGGGCACAGCUGGAACCCGGGGGCUCUCAACCGUACGGUGCAGGGUCUGGGCGCGCUGCUCCUGUCGCUGAAACGGCGACCGAACAUUCGCUACGAGCGCAACAGUGCCAUGGCCCAGAAGCUGGGGCAGGAGCUGGCAUAUCUGAUGAGCCACGAGUCCAAUUUGUUUUCGGGCAAGGCCAGCGAUACAAAAACGCAGCUUUUUAUUCUGGACCGCAAAAACGACCCAGUGACGCCGCUACUGACCCAGUGGACGUACCACGCGCUGCUCAACGACCUCAUUGGCAUCACCAACGGGCGCGUCGAUCUGUCGUACGUGCCCGAUAUUCGUCCGGAGGUCAAGGAAGUCAUGCUGUCGCUGGACCAGGACACCUUCUUUAAGCAGUCGCAGUACCUCAACUUUGGCGACCUGGGCGUAUCCAUCAAGGAGUUUGUCGAUACAUACCAGGCGAAGACCCAGUCGCGGCACCAGAUCGAGUCCAUAUCUGACAUGAAGCGGUUCGUCGAGGCAUACCCCGAGUUUCGCAAGCUCUCGGGCAACGUCACCAAGCACGUCACACUAGUCGGUGAGCUCUCGCGGAUUGUCAAUGAGCGACACCUGCUCGAAGUGUCAGAGCUUGAGCAGAGUUUGGCCAAGUAUACGGCAGAAAACAAGGUGCGCUGUGUGAUCAUCUACGCUCUGCGGUACGAGCGCAUGCAGGGCAAUGCCACAGCCGAGCUCAAGCAGCUACUGACGUCCAAUGGCGUGGAUGCCGACCAGGUAUCCAUGGUCGACGUGAUGCUGCGCUACGCGGGCGCGCGCGAGCGGCAGAGCGACAUUUUCCAAAACGAAAACCUAUUUUCGCGCGGGCGCAAUAUGUUCAAAGGCCUGCAAGGAGUCGAAAAUGUGUAUACGCAGCACACACCUGCGCUGGCAGAGAUGCUCGAGGACAUGCUGCGCGGGAGGCAGGGCCUGCAUUGGCAGGAGCGGCUGCCAAAUCUCGAUCCGAAGGCCAGGCCGCCGCAGAUCGGCAACGAGAGCGGCAUGUUCAACCAGGACAUUAUCGUAUUUGUCAUUGGGGGUGUCACCAUGGAGGAGGAGAUGGCCGUUGCGAAGCUCAACGCCAAGUACGAGUCGCAGAACAUUAAUCUGCUACUGGGCGGCACAUCCAUCCACAACAGUGCAUCGCUGCUGUCCGAGCUGUCCACCACAUUCUUCCCUUAG